This is a messenger RNA of Phaedon cochleariae (mustard beetle), 957 nucleotides long. Lineage: Eukaryota; Metazoa; Arthropoda; Insecta; Coleoptera; Chrysomelidae. The record is from the annotation of a GenBank genome assembly.
AUGGGUGAAAGAAAAGGCGUUAACAAAUACUACCCCCCCGAUUAUGACCCUAGAGUCGGGGGCCUCAAUAAAUUCCUGGGCACCCAUGCCCUGAGAGAAAGGGCCAGGAAAAUCGACAAGGGCAUCAUCAUAAUUCGUUUUGAGAUGCCUUACAAUAUUUGGUGUGAGGGGUGCAAAAAUCAUAUAGGAAUGGGUGUACGCUACAAUGCAGAAAAAACCAAAGUUGGGAUGUAUUAUACAACCCCUGUGUAUGAAUUCAAGAUGAAGUGUCAUCUUUGUGAUAAUCAUUUUGUAAUUCGAGCUGAUCCAGCCAAUUUAGAUUAUGUGAUACAAACUGGGGCAAGAAGACAAGAAAAUCGAUGGGAUCCAACUGAUAAUGGCCAAGUGGUGCCAGAAACCAAAGAAACUCAGAAGAGACUUUUUGAUGAUUCCAUGUUCAAACUAGAACAUGGAAGUCAGGAUAAAAGUAUUGGAGAGAAUGCUAAACCAAGACUAGCUCAGUUAUACAACAGAAAUGAUGAUGUCUGGUCAGACUCUUUCACUGCUAAUCAAAAGCUGAGAGCUGAAUUCAGGAAAACGAAUUAUGAACUCAAUCAGAAAGCAGCUAAAGAUAAGGUUCUGCUCAAAAAAUCUAGUUUGGACAUUCCUCUGUUGUCUGAGAGAGAAGAAGACCGCAAAGUAGCCUCAUUGCUCAGCAUGAAAUUGAGACCAUCAAAGACUAUAUCAGAAAAUACAGAGUCCAUAAGAAAAGAGAUAAUAUCACAAUCUUCUUUACCUGCCUGUAAUUUUUCUAAAUUCAAGGAGGAGAAAGCUAUGAAACUAUUGAGUUUGAGUAAAACACAUUUGGGAAUUAUUCCAAAGAGGAAGGGUUCUGAUAGCAUUCCCAGAGAAGAGUCAAAGAAACCUAAAAUGAAAAGUUUGCAACUAUGUGAUUAUAGUUCUAGCAGUUCAGACUGA